AUGGCAUACAAUCAACAAAAUUCAUAUUCAGAAGGCGACGAUGAUGGAGCAGAUAAUGAACGUGGAGAUCAAUUGGAGCAUAUCAUGUUGUCAUAUCAAUGGGAUAAUCAAAAAUUAGUUGAGAAAGUUUAUAAUUAUCUUACGCAGCACAGUAUUCCUGUUUGGAUGGAUAAAAAUGGCGGAAUGCAAGACAAUGUGUUUUUAAGUAUGUCCCAAGGUGUUCAACGUUGCUUUGCGUUGGUUUGUUUUUUAACUCCAGCUUAUCAAAAUUCGGCAAAUUGUAAAAAAGAAUUAACCUACGCAUUGGAUACAGAUACACCAGUGAUUCCUUGUAUUAUCGGAUCAAAAGAAGAAGGAAUCAAAUGGAAACCAUCAGAUUGGUUAGGGAUGUCGAUUUCCAAUUUAUUAUACAUUGAUUUCAGCCAAGUUGAUGAUAAAAAUUUUGAAAGUAAAUGUCAAGAACUUAUCCAAAGGCUUGUUCCAUAUCUUUCAUCUUAA
This is a messenger RNA of Adineta ricciae, 498 nucleotides long. The record is from the annotation of a GenBank genome assembly. NCBI's taxonomy places the organism in Eukaryota, Metazoa, Rotifera, Eurotatoria, Adinetida, Adinetidae.